AUGACCAAAACAGUAAUAACACUGAUAGUGAAGAAGAAUCUUGCCAAGAAAACAAUAUUAUUAAUGACGAAAUGUUUACAAUAACUAAUUCUGGAAAUAGGAUAACUGCUGUUAACUUAAGAAUUGACUAUAUGUAUCGUGGAAAACAAUUAGAAAAUAUUGAAAAUGAUCUUAACAUCAAUAACUUAACUUUAGAUCCGUAUAUGAUAAUGCGUUCUGGUCUAAAUAAUACAAAAUUUGUUGAUGAUACAAUGUUCCAUUUGUAUCUUAAUAAAAAGUUUAAUACGGAAAAUAAAACAGUCUUCCAAAAUGAAACUAGUAAUUCGUAUAAUAAUGACCAAAUAAGACCUUCUAAUGAAAAUGACGAUUAUCUAAUUCGACAAUA
Racocetra persica is the source of this 385-nucleotide messenger RNA. Lineage: Eukaryota; Fungi; Glomeromycota; Glomeromycetes; Diversisporales; Gigasporaceae. The record is from the annotation of a GenBank genome assembly.